AGAGGCUUUCCACCGGAUUGCUGGUGCAGAUGGUGUUGAGGACAUGCUUUGGGAACUGCGUCGCGCUGUUGGAGAGUCUGCCGGUGGCGGCGUCAGUAGCAGCGAUAGCAGCAAUGGAAUGUGGAGCAACAGGCCCCUGCUGCCUGCACGCGUCUGUGAGGUUGCCAUGAAAAAAACCGCGGCCUGGGUUCUGGAUCCUGCAAGCCAGUCUCAGGGAAGUCCCGAAACCGCGCAGCAAAUCGUAGAGCUUCUACUGCACAACAUGCGCUAUAGCCAGCUCGCUGGGUUUACGCUGGAGUGCAUGGGUUCAAUACUUUGGAGCGUGGGCAGCAUGUGGGGCUCAUCCGCAGCCCGCAGUAACCAGAGGAGUCGCAGCACUAACGACAGCGAUACUACUCCUGAACGUUUUCCCCAUAUAGAUAUGGAACUAGGGUCCGACUGUAGCUGCCUGCAGCUGCCAAGUGACCAGCAGCGGGUCAUGCUGCAGGUCGUACAGAAGUGGCUGGCAAGCUCCGAAACCAUGGAGUGGCUGGCGAACAAGUCGUACACUACCCGCUUGUCGGAUCUCGUGUCGCUGCUGUGGGGCUAUGCGGCUCUGUUACUUGUGGCGACGCCAGAUAUGCAGCAAUCCCAGCGACAGCAGCAGGUGGAAGGAGCCGUGGGCAGAAGCAAGCGUCAACCGGGGCUUGAUCCUUGCAAAGUCUUUGCUCCGGAUACAGGUAGCACAACAGCAGACGGAUUCAGAGUUGACGCCCGGCCUUCCCUGGAUCAUUUGGCGCGUCGCACGGCAGACUUGUUGACUGCGUCGUACGGUACGGGCGAGCCGGUGGCAGCUGCAGCGGAGCUUACGGAUCUGGCUUGGGCGUUAUCUGUGAUUGAUCAAAGGUCUGCUGCUACGGCUCAGCUAGCCGAGGCAAUAGCACAUGAAGUGUACCGCCAAUUGUCCAACCGCUACAGCCUGCAAGCGCCUUUCACUGCAGGGGACAUCGUCAAAAUCGUACAAUCCUAUGCUCAAAUGGGGCUAACCGAUGGAUCCAUCGCUCGCAUGUACGACGCGGUUGGCAGUCAUGUUGCUAAACGCAUUCGCGCUGGCCAUGUGGGUGCAAUGACGCGGCCUGCGGACUGCGCAGCACUGCUGCAGGGUUUCGCUGAUGCGGGUCAUGUUAGCGUGGUGGUGCCGGAGCUGCUCACAGCAUGUGCAAUGCAGAUUAGUCAGGAGGUAGCAGCCUUCAAUGAGGCGUCGGAGGCUGCACCCGCGACAACCGCUGCUGCCGUCAUUACUUCGGCCGCUGUAUGCUCCAAUCCUCCGCAUUCUGGCGCCACAGCCGCAGCCGUCACCUCCAGCG
Molecule: messenger RNA, 1346 nt
Organism: Astrephomene gubernaculifera
Lineage: Eukaryota; Viridiplantae; Chlorophyta; Chlorophyceae; Chlamydomonadales; Astrephomenaceae
Source: the annotation of a GenBank genome assembly